GUGAGCGCACGGUCGUGUACGCGUUGAAGAGCAAACUAUUUGAUUUGAAGAAAUGAUUCCUUGAUUUAUUUAUCGUCGGCGAGAUAGAAUUGAUCGAUCAGUGUGUGGACAAUCGAAACGACCAUAAAUAGAUAACAACAUUUCGAUCGAUCAGGAUCGAUUUGGUAAAGGACAAUAAGAGUGAUUGAUAAGGAUUUCGAUGCAUGUACAAUUGUGUGUUGUUGUACAUGCACCAAAAAAUUCUACCGCGAAAAUUCAAAUUUUAAACAUCGACGACACGAGAUCAAGGAAAUCCAUCUUUAUACUUGAACUCUUUUUGGACAAAUAACACAAAUUUUCACCUUCAUUUUAUGGGAAAAUUACAAAGUUAGAAGAAAAAAAUUUACAGUUUGAACAAUUUGGUGCAAAAAGUAAGUGACAUUCAUUGAUUGAGUGAUUUAGUUGGAUCAUACAACGACUAUUUUUUUAACCACUUUUUGUGUAUUGACCUAAAAUUGAUGAGGAUGAUUUUUAUUUUAAAAAAAGAAUGUUUAAUCCCAUUUGAGAGAAAAAAAUUGAUUACUGGAAUAAAAGGAUAAAUCGAUACGAUUGAAGUGACAGCAUUAAAUAAUCAACAAGUAAAUUGAUUUUCGAAUGUAACAAAGAAAGUGUUGUGAUUGUUACGUAUCUUUUGAGAAAUAUUUUGGUGUUUAUGUGUGUGUAUCGUUUGGAGACAAUUUUUCGAUCACAAAUACUAUUCCGAAAAAGAGUUGACAAAAGAAACUAACAAAAGAUCUACGGUAACGGCGUAAACAGCAAGCAGCUGAAUUGACAAAGAACGUGCAACACUUUUCCGCAUUUGCAAUCAAAAAGCAAGAGAGAAACGCACUGAAAGCGAAAAAAAAAACACAUUAAAAAAAGGAGAAAUAGAUCUACAGGCCUAAAUACACGAAUCAAAAAAAAAUUCUCAAUCCUUUCACCGAAUUCGGGGAUUUCAUUUUUCGCUGUGGAUAUAUAUAACCCUCAUUUUUCCUGAACCGAAUGAAUCAAAGCCAGCAAAGUGGAAACUUACUGAAAAACUCAACAACAACGACGACGUUCACAUUGAUCAGUGUGAUUUAGUGAGAAAAGAGGAGAGCAAAUAGAGAUAUAUAGAAUGAAUCGAGGCGAUAUAUUGGCUAAAUUACAAUCAACAUCGGCAGCUGAGACGCGCACACUGUCAAUAACCGAUGUUGCCAUUCAAAAUAAAAGCGAUACAACAAACGCAUUAAAUGUAUUCGAUGCACAAUCCGUAUUUAAAUUGAUUUCAAGUGCAAGCGAUUUAGAGCAUCGCUUCGAUUUAGACAACGAUUUUGAUAGUACAAAAAAUAACAAUACAGCAACAGCGCAACAAUCGUACUUUGACAUGCAUGCAACGAUAAAAAAUAAACGAAAAAAUUUUAAACCACGCAAUGCAACGGCUGUUGAAGAGAUCACGACUGCGACAACAGCCGCAAAUACAGCUGCCGCCGUCGAACCGUCACUCACUGACCAGCUCAUUCUCAAUUUGAUGAUGCAAAAUAAAAUGAAACAAAUUCAACAAGAACUGCAUCAAGGACAAUUGAAACGAUGGAACGACAUUGACAACGGCAGUAAACUUGACCAGCAAACCAGUGUAUCGAGCGACCGCAUCAAUUCCAACAACAAUGAAUCAUGCAACAUUCUUAAAUCACCACCUAGCUCACCAUUGGCCAAUGGUCAUGGCACAAGUGGCGAAAACGCAUACAAUGCCGUUCAAGAUUUACUCUCCGUUUAUGGUUUGACGAUGUCACCACAUGAUAUAGUGGACGCAUUUAAUAAAAGAAACGAAGCGGCUGCAUCGAUUCGUGAUCUAGCGAAUAACCCAUUGUUAAAAAAGGGUACCAUUGCCAAUCAAUCGGCCACACAAUCCACCACACAAAAGCAACAACAGAAUGCAUUAGUGCCGCCCACACCACCGCGAACACCAAUCACUCCGUCCGCUCAGCAUCAACAGAUGACUGACGGUGUGAGCGAUGACGAUGAUAAUUGUGAGAGCAAAUCAGUGGAUUCGAUGGCGAACCGUAAACGAAAAUUAAGCACUAUUUUAGGUUCAAAUAAGCGAAUGCAUGUAGAGCAAACGAUUAAAUCAGAAACCGAUGCUGAUUCGGACAGCAAUCAUGAGAACAACGAUCGUGCCACCAGCAUUAACGAUAAUGACGACGGUGCCAGUAGCCGAAUGAGCGAUUUUGAUGAUGGAAAUGCGUCAUUGAAAAAUCGUGCGUUCACUGACACCAAUGAUGCAUCAUUCGAUUCAUCGUAUUCGGCAUAUUUGCAAGAAACAAAACAACAAUUGGCCAAAGUCGCCCAACAACAACAACCAACGCUCAAUUUAUCGCAAUCAUUAUCGAACAUUGUCGAUGUGUCUGGCCUUAGUUUGGCCAAGGAUAAAUAUUUUGAAAAACCAUCAAUGAGUUUUCUUUCGCCGGCAGCGACCGCAUUGAAAAUGGUCACUAUGCAAGGUGACGAAAGUAAACUAAUCGAUUCGGGCAAAUAUCUGUCGAAAUAUUCGUCGUUUAUGGAAUGCAAUCAUGAUCAAUGUGCGAUCGAUAAAUUGCGCGAACAUUUUCAUUGUUUGGACAUUUUAUGUAUGAAUGUAAAUAAAGUACUGUGCAAACGCGAAGAGGUUUUGCGACAUUUGAAAUGGCACAAAAAACGUAAUGAAAGCUUAAAUCAUGGUUUUCUUCGAUUUUCAUCGACCGACGAUUGUUCCAUUCAAUUUGGCGAAUGUCAACAUAAUGGCAAACAAACACAUUAUCAUUGCUUACAAGGAAAUUGCGAUAAGGUUUACAUUUCGACCAGUGAUGUUCAAAUGCACUCAAACUAUCAUCGCAAAGAUUCGGCUAUCAUGCAAGAAGGGUUCCAACGGUUCCGUGCGACCGAAGAAUGUAAUGCUGACUUUUGUAGUUUUGCUGGUCAACGCACUACACAUUUCCAUUGUAUUCGUGACAGUUGCAAUUAUACAUUCAAAAAUAAAGCCGAAAUGGAAAAACACAAGACUUAUCACAUCAAAGAUGAAUUAUUGGCACGCGAUGGUUUCAAAAAAUUCAUGAAAAAUGAACCGUGCUCAUUUGAUCGUUGUCGUUUCUCCUUGCAAUGCAAUCACAUUCAUUGUGUUCGUGAAAAUUGUUACUACGUAUUGCAUUCGAGUGGUCAAUUGUUGAGCCACAAGCGUAAGCAUGAUCGAAUGGAUUCAGAACAAGCGUAUCAACAAUUUAAAUUGGCACAAAAGAAUGAUGACGUUUUGUCGCAUGAUAACAAUGACACUGAAAUGAGUGGAUCAGAGCCAAUGGCUUCAAAAAGUUUGUCACCAUUUCCUGGUAACUUAUCAACACUUCUAUCAAAAUAUGCUGAAAAUGAUAAUAAAAUGGAGGCAUUGUUGACCAAUGAAUCGAUGGAAAUUUUACAACAACUUCAAUUCCAAAAGCAAGCUUUGCUUCAGAGUCAAGCUGCCAAAGCGGCUGUUGCUGCUUCACUCAUUGGCAAAGCCAAUGACGAUGACAUUACCGCCGAUAAUAAUAAUUACGAUGCCAUCGAUCCAUCGGUAUUACCAAAGUCAUUUAUUCAAAAUGCCAGUGCCACAAUCGGUCGUUCCAUUACAUCAAUCGAAAUUGAUCAAUUGAAACAAAUUUAUUCAGCCACUGAAACGGCCAAACAAAAACAAAUCAAUGCCUUAUUAUUUGCACAAAAUAAUUUCAAUAGCACCGAUCAAGCCGAACCACUUAAUUUGAAUUUAAAAAAAGAGAAUGCAAAAGAUAUGAACGCUUCAUUGUUGUCGGCUGUUGUGCAAAAGAUACAAAACCAAAAUAUGCCAACCAAUUUACAACAAAUCACUUCCAUCGAUGGGCUAUUCAAUCGAAAACGUGGCCGACCACCAAAGAAUCGCGUCGUUGAAGUCUAUGGAAAUGUACAAACACAGAAUCGGCCACAGGCAAUUUUCACCAGUUUUAAAUUGGAGAAAAAUGGCAAAGCUUCAUCACCAUUGCCACCUGAAAGCAGUAGUUUUCGUGCAAAAACUCCAUUAAAUCAAUCGCCAGAGAAUCAUGGCGAUGAAAGUAGUGCCUCAAAAGAGUCACCCACCAAUUUCUCCGUGCAUCGACUCAGUGAUUCGGGUGGCAGUGGCUGUGGAAGUGGUAGCAGCGAUCGCAAACGUCGUUUAUCAUUUUCAUCGUCACCAUCAACUGAUAAUGAAAAAGUGUCGAUUGUUCGUGCCGCUGGUACAUUCUUUCCACAGAAUUGUGACAAUGACAGUGAAUCGUCGCCACCGGCUUGUUUGCGACGCAAGUCAAAGGAAAGUGUUGACUAUGUGAAAAAAUGCUCAUUUUCCCAUUGCAAUCAAUCAAACGAAUCACAUGUUCAUUGUGAUGAUUGCUCUGAGGUUUUCGAUGAUGAAUCAAAAUUGAUGGCUCAUUCUGUGAAGCAUAAAGUAUCGGAUUCUGGACCAGAAAGUGAUCCAUCACAAGAAUUGAUGCAAAAUUUUGCCAAACAAAUGGCCAAACAAUCGGAAAUGUUUAAUAAUAUGGAAUCGUUUAUGAAUCCAGCGGCCAGUGUCAUUUCAAAUUUGGCCUCGUUGGGCCAAAAUCAAAUGGCAAUGGGCGGUGGUGAAGGUGGCUUUUCCGCUUUCAGCGAUCAAUUGUCUGCCCAAAUACAAACAUUGUGCUUGGCACAAUUGGCCGCCUUAUAUCAAAACAAUCCGAUGAUGUAUCAACACUUGUAUCCUUUACUUGGUGCUGUCGAACAAAUGAAACAACAAGAUGCACAACGCAUGUUUAUGCCACAAACGGCAAAUCCACUUCAAAUGGCAAAUCCAUUUGGUGCAUUCGAUUUAACCAGCCUUGCAGCGGUAAAUGCAAACAAAAAAAGUGCCAACGCUGCGACAAAAUUGCCAAAAAUGAGUGGCAAAAAUGGUGAUCCAAAAGGUUCAAAAGCUGGUGGUUCCGGCAGUGAAAUGGCAUCGAAUCGAACAUCUGGCAAUUUUAAAAUCUUUAAAGACGAACCAAUUCCAAAAGGCUAUCUGAAAUUUCGAUUUAAUGAAGAUUGCGGUUUUGCACAAUGCGGUUAUUCGAAUCUUCAGAGUCAUUUUCAUUGUUGUCGCACCGAUUGUCACUACAGUUUCUGUGAUAAGACACGAUUUGUACAGCAUACGGCACGGCAUGAACGCUUGGACAAACUGAUGGGCGACGACUUCAAACAGUAUCGAGCUAAUAUGAGUUGCGGACACGAUGAUUGUGUUUAUAAGAAUAAUUUGGGCGCAAACAAUAAGUCAUCACAUUUCCAUUGUUUGAAGUGUGAGUUCAUAUGCUCGGACACAAAUAAGGUUGUGGCUCAUCGACGUCAUCACAGCAAAUUGGAAUACAUAAGCGCUGCCGGAUUUCGCAAGGUAGCUAAUAAUGAACCAUGCACACAUCAAUCAAAGAAAUCAGCCGGCGAAAAUCUAGAUGAAAAUGCACAAAAUGAUGAAGAUGAUGGAAACAACACUGAAUGCAUCUAUAGCAUGAAACAAACACAUUAUCAUUGCUUGAUUUGCGAUUGCUCAGUGCUUAGUCGGGCUCAACUUAGCUCACAUCAACACAAAUAGAAUUAAUGCAAUCGAAUCCAUAGUUUGAACAAUUUACCUCAAAUCUCGUUCGUAUUCAUUUGUGCAAAGCAACAAACCGAAUCACGACUGUAUUAAAUAUAUAUUGAUUAUUAAAUGUA
Messenger RNA from Contarinia nasturtii (swede midge), 5733 nucleotides. RefSeq lists its product as uncharacterized. Gene Ontology annotation, biological process: regulation of neuron differentiation; positive regulation of transcription by RNA polymerase II. Bases 1136 to 5614 code for a protein of 1492 amino acids. Gene Ontology annotation, cellular component: nucleus. NCBI's taxonomy places the organism in Eukaryota, Metazoa, Arthropoda, Insecta, Diptera, Cecidomyiidae. The record is from RefSeq and is a predicted model, not a curated record. Gene Ontology annotation, molecular function: RNA polymerase II transcription regulatory region sequence-specific DNA binding; DNA-binding transcription factor activity, RNA polymerase II-specific. The transcript has 13 exons.